This is a messenger RNA of Acyrthosiphon pisum (pea aphid), 1074 nucleotides long. RefSeq names its product cystathionine beta-synthase-like. The record is from RefSeq and is a predicted model, not a curated record. Lineage: Eukaryota; Metazoa; Arthropoda; Insecta; Hemiptera; Aphididae. The transcript has 6 exons.
AUGAAACAAUCAAACCAUAAAAGUGUCGUCACACGUAUCUCCUCGGGAAAGUCAACACUCAUACGAAGGAUACGAAGGAUACAUGCCAUUGGCAAUACACCUUUGGUGAAGUUUAAUCGAAUACCUCAAGCAGAGGGCAUUGAAUGCGAGAUUUUGGCAAAAUGUGAAUUUUUGAAUCCUGGUGGUAGUACUAAGGAUAGAAUAUGAUGGAAAAUGGUUGAAGAUGCUGAACGUCAAGGAUUGCUAAGACCUGGAAUUACAACAAUUGAACCAUCAUCAGGAAACUCAGGAAUUGGAUUAGCCAUGGCUGCUUCGGUUAAGGGAUAUGGUUGCAUAAUAGUGAUGCCAAUGAAAAUGUCUCGUGAAAAGGUAGAUACUCUACGAUUGCUAGGUGCAACAAUUGUGCGUACACCUACAUCAGCUGCUUUUAAUGAAUUGGAUGGUUUGAUACGUGUAACACAGAAGUUACAUUUGGAAGAUCCUGAAAAUACCAUAAUACUUGAUCAGUAUCGUAACAAAUAUAAUCCACUGGCACAUUUUGAUGGUACUGGCCAAGAAAUAUUGGAACAAACAAAUUAUAAAGUAGAUGCAGUAGUGGCUAGUACUGGUACAGGUGGUACAAUUACAGGCAUUGGCAGAAAGUUGAAACAAGUACUUGGAGAUAAAUGUCGCAUAAUAGCAGCUGAUCCUUAUGGUAGCAUCUUAUCACUGCCUGAAAGUCUUAAUGAAACAGAUAUACAGAUGUAUGAUGUAGAAGGCAUUGGUUAUGAUUUUGUGCCAACAGUGUUGGAUAGAUCAGUUGUAGAUGAAUGGAUUAAGACUGAUGAUAAACACUCUUUUCCCAUGGCUAGAAGAUUGGCACGUGAAGAAGGAAUUUUGUGUGGUGGAAGCAGUGGUUCGGUGAUGCAUGUUGCUCUUCAAGCAGCCAAGACUAUGAAGAAAGGUCAAAGGAUAGUUGUAAUAUUACCUGAUGGUAUACGAAAUUAUAUGUCCAAGUUUGUUCAAGAUGAAUGGAUGCGUGAAAAAGGACAUAACCUUGUUGAAGAUGAGCAGCAAUUGUCUGAAAACAGUUAA